Larimichthys crocea (large yellow croaker) is the source of this 1113-nucleotide messenger RNA. RefSeq names its product selenoprotein T, 2 (gene selenot2). The record is from RefSeq and is a predicted model, not a curated record. Gene Ontology annotation, molecular function: thioredoxin-disulfide reductase (NADPH) activity. NCBI's taxonomy places the organism in Eukaryota, Metazoa, Chordata, Actinopteri, Sciaenidae. Gene Ontology annotation, cellular component: endoplasmic reticulum membrane. The transcript has 6 exons. Gene Ontology annotation, biological process: cell redox homeostasis.
GUGACGUUGUGCCUGAUCCGCUCCGUCAGACGCAGACAUGGCGGAGUACAGCCAGCUGGGCCUCCUGGCGGCUCUGCUCCUCUUCACGGCUCUGACGGUCCGGGACGUCUACCUCGGCAGAUCCAGCCCGCAUCGUGGACAGCAACCGGCCGACGGCCCCAGCCUCUCCCCGGAUACCGUACUACCGGACACAGAACCGGGAAAACCCGCCAAGUCCUCCCUGUACACCGGGCCGGUUCUGAAGUUCCAAUACUGUAUCUCCUGAGGGUACAGCAAAGUGUUCCAGGAGUACUCACGAGCCAUCAGCCAGCUGUACCCGGACAUCCGCAUUGAGGGAGAAAACUACCCCCCAACCCCCUUCAACAGGUGUGUUGGGAACCUGGUCUCCUACCUGAAGCUGCUCUCCAUCCUACUCAUCAUCAGCGGUCAGAACCCGUUCAUCCUGCUGGGCCUCGACACUCCACGGGCCUGGACCUGGAGUCAGGACAACAAGAUCUUCUCCUGUCUGAUGGCCUUCUUCCUCUGCAACAUGAUGGAGACUCACUUCCUGUCUACGGGAGCCUUCGAGGUCACUCUGAACGACGUCCCUCUGUGGUCGAAGCUUCAGUCGGGUUAUGUCCCGAACAUCCAGGAGAUCUUCCAGAUCCUCGACAACCACCUGAAGAUGAACCAGGUGGACCCCAUGAGCUUCACCUCCUCGUAGACCUACAGCCCAGGUAAACACAGACAGACAGCCGUACUGUGUUCAGGUGUCCAGUGGGGCAUUUGGACGUUGGCGUUCAUGAAGGUUCGGUCUUAAAGCAGACUCUGCGAGGCCCUGCCGGAUGUCCCCUGCCACGAAUGGAGCGCUCCCUCUGCACCAGAACACAGCUCAGCACUACUGUACUCAUGAUGCACCAGCUGUUCUCUCGGACCGUUCUGGACUCGUCGGUUCUGGUUCUUUGGUUUUAUUUAUUCAUAGUUCAGCAGGAACACAAACACGGUACCACUGUUUCUGGACAGGAAGUGAUGUAACGAAAAUAAAUUGUGAUGAUGUCACAAUGACUCAUCUGUUUUUUGGUGGCGUUGAAUCUGUGAAAUGUCUGAAACAAUAAAAGUCAUCAACAUGAAACA